Molecule: messenger RNA, 1146 nt
Organism: Capsella rubella
Lineage: Eukaryota; Viridiplantae; Streptophyta; Magnoliopsida; Brassicales; Brassicaceae
Product: probable pheophorbidase
Exons: 3
Coding region: 138-935 (265 amino acids)
Biological process (GO): salicylic acid metabolic process; jasmonic acid metabolic process
Molecular function (GO): methyl salicylate esterase activity; methyl indole-3-acetate esterase activity; methyl jasmonate esterase activity
Source: RefSeq, a predicted model, not a curated record
CCUGUGGACGAAAAUAAACCACCCAUUGAAAAAGAGUUUUUGAUGUUAUCUCCAAACAGUGGACCAAAGCUGCAUUCGCUUUUGUGUUAAAAGUUGAGUGCGUACGUGAGUUAGCAUAGAUUGAGAGGCUUAUCGCGAUGGGAGGAGACGGUGGUGCUGAGCAGCCCGUGAUUCACUUUGUGUUUGUUCGAGGUGCCAGUCACGGUGCUUGGUGUUGGUAUAAACUCACCUCUCUUCUAGAAACCGCCGGAUUCAAAACCACCUCUGUCGACCUCACUGGCGCUGGAAUUAGCGUCACUGACUCUAAUACCGUCUUUGACUCCGACCAAUAUAACCGUCCUCUCUUCUCUCUCUUGUCUGAUCUCCCUCCAUCCCACAAAGUCAUACUCGUCGGACAUAGCAUGGGCGGAGGCAGUGUCACCGAUGCUCUAUGCAAGUUCACCGACAAAAUCUCCAUGGCCAUUUACCUCGCGGCUUCCAUGGUUCGACCCGGAUCCGUCCCUUCUCCACACGUUUCAGACAUGCACGCAGAUGCAAGAGAAGAAAAUAUAUGGGAGUACACAUAUGGUGAAGGUACAGAUAAGCCACCCACCGGAGUCAUCAUGAAACAAGAGUUUCUACGCCAAUAUUACUAUAGCCAAAGCCCUCUUGAGGAUGUAAGUUUGGCAACUAAACUGCUGCGUCCUGCUCCUAUGAGGGCAUUUCAAGAUCUUGAUAAGUCGCCUCCGAAUCCCGAGGUAGAGAAAGUCCCGCGAGUCUACAUCAAGACUGGUAAGGAUAAUCUAUUUAGCUCCGUGCGUCAAGACCUUUUGGUGAAGAAUUGGCCACCCUCUCAGUUCUAUGUCUUGGAGGAGAGUGACCAUUCUGCUUUUUUCUCUGUGCCAACCACCUUAUUCGUCUAUCUCCUCCGUGCCGUUUCUUUUCUUCACAAAUAAAACUUUAUUUAGUUUGAUCAUGCACAUAUUGAUUUCAAUGGUAUGAACGAUUUGAAGGUGGUUGAUAUGAGAUUAUGAUUUCAUCAAAUGGUUUGCCUCUUAUGUUAAUUUCAUUUGAGUUUGAAUAAGCUUUACAUGUCAAGCAAAGGGAGAUUAGAUAUCUUGGUUUCUUUGUCAAAAUAUCUAUCAUAGUAGCUAAGAUUAAGUUUCA